Messenger RNA from Melampsora larici-populina 98AG31, 1026 nucleotides. RefSeq lists its product as uncharacterized. The record is from RefSeq and is a predicted model, not a curated record. NCBI's taxonomy places the organism in Eukaryota, Fungi, Basidiomycota, Pucciniomycetes, Pucciniales, Melampsoraceae. The transcript is spliced from 6 exons. Bases 1 to 1026 code for a protein of 341 amino acids.
AUGUAUGGCAAGAUGACAGGUUUCACUUUACAAUCAUCAAUCAUUCUCGGUUCAGAUUCUGAUAGUCAGUAUCUCGGAUUGAACUUGCAAGAAGCUGAUAAUCAUAUGACUCUGCCCUCCAAAUCAAUGCACAGGCAGCGGAUUUGGGUUCUGGGUUUAAAAUCUUUACCUCUCUUAAUUGCUUUUCAUGGUUCAACUGAAAAUCCCGAAAUCUUUCGUAGUAGAACUACUGAUUUUGCUUAUGAUCAAUUAGCUUCUCAAGAAGGUUUCAUUGUGGCUUAUCCUACUGGUUAUAAAGGAAAUUGGAAUGAUUCUCGUAGAGCCGUCAAUUAUCCAGCCAAAGUUGAGAAUAUUGAUGAUAUAGCAUUCACUAAAGCUAUCAUCGAUUUCGCUCAUAAGAAAUGGUCUACUUCUCUUACAAAAACUUUGAUUGCUGGUUAUUCAAAUGGAGGUCAUAUGUGUUAUCGACUUGCUUUGGAAUUAGGAUCAAGUUUAAUUUCAGGUGUAGCGAUUCAUUGCGCAAAUUUACCUACUCUUGAUAACUCGGAUUGUAUUCCUAUUCAAUCUGAUGCUAUUCCGAUUUGUAUUAUCAAUGGAACAGCAGAUCCAAUCAACCCAUGGAUCGGAGGUAUCGUUAGUUUAGGAAACCAAAAAGGAACAGUAGGAGGUAGAGGAUCACAUCAAAGUUCGAUUCAAAGUAUUGAUUAUUUUGCAAAUCGAUAUUUAGAAUUAGGAGAAGAAUUAGAAAUUGAAGAAAUUCAAAAAUCUGAAAUCAUGGAUUUAAGACAAUUUAGAUCAAUGUCAGAUAGGAAAUUAAAGGUUCAAUUGAUUGCUAUGAUUGGUGAAGGUCAUUAUGUACCUGUAGCUACUGGAGAGAAAAGAGCAUUGAUUAUCGGUCCUAGAAGAGGUGCUGUUCAUGCUCCUAGACUUGCUAUUGAAUUCUUUAAAGAGGCUACUGGCGUAUUUUAUAAAUCUCACUGUCAACGGCAACGAAAAGAUUCAGAUUUCUCAGAUGCAUCACUAUGA